Vitis vinifera (wine grape) is the source of this 1602-nucleotide messenger RNA. RefSeq names its product protein NUCLEAR FUSION DEFECTIVE 4. Bases 1 to 1602 code for a protein of 533 amino acids. The record is from RefSeq and is a predicted model, not a curated record. NCBI's taxonomy places the organism in Eukaryota, Viridiplantae, Streptophyta, Magnoliopsida, Vitales, Vitaceae. The transcript has 2 exons. Gene Ontology annotation, cellular component: membrane.
AUGAGCAAUCCAUUGAGCUCUAAAUAUCAACUUUCAUGGCUAAGUUUGGGGGGAAUUAUCUUGCUACAAUCCGUAAGUGUCACCAGCUCCCUCUUUUCGACAUACUCCUCCCUACUGGGAAAACAGUUCUCUAUAUCCCGGGUGCAAGUCAUUAAUCUGAUUGUGGCUCUGGAGACUGGACGGCUCUUCGAAUGGUUUCCAAGUGCAGCAGCAGACCGCCUUCCUCCAUGGACGAUACUGUUGAUUGGUUUGUCGUUUGGAUCAGUUGGUUAUGGAGUUCAAUACUUGUACAUAGCAGACAAGAUCCAUACCCUAUCUUACUGGCAAGUGUUUCUACUAUGUCUUCUAGCUGGAAAUAGCAUUUGUUGGAUCCAAACUUACUGCUAUUUUGCAGCUGUUACAAACUUCAACAAACACAAAAACAUAGCUGCGCUAAUUUCAUGCUACUCUGCCUUAAGCAGAAAGGUAUACACAUCUUUGGUUGAAGGAUUUCAGGGGAGGAUUGGCUUUCAAAAUCCAAGCACCUGUCUCCUCUUGAAUUGCCUUGUCCCGGCUUCAGUUGGGUUGGUAGUGGUACUCAUAGUUGGCUGUUCCAAGCUCACAGAACAUACAGAAACAGACAUCUUUCCAAUUGCAUUUUCCAUAGCUGUUGCAACAGGAGUAUAUGCUAUGCUUGGAAACACAGUACAGCCUAUCAAAAACAUGUCCCCGCAGUUACAAGUAGUGACUUUCAUGUUGGUGAUAAUGUUACCUAUAGCAGUGCCACUGGUGAAGGCUGCUCACUGGCUCAUAAUAGGGAGAUGGCGCUCUAAGAUCACACCUGAGCUACCUUGUGUUGUUACCACAGCAAAUUGUAUUACUGUCAUCAAAGGAAUCGACAACAUGAAUGAAGAAGUAGGAGAAGAUGGCAAGAGGGCAGGGGUAAAGGUCAACGAAGGUAUGGAAAAGGUGGGGAAAGUUAAGCUGGGAGAUGAGCAUGGGGUGAAAAACAUCAUGAUGAGUUUGGAUUUCUGGCUGUUUUUCUGGGUGAAUGCAUGUGGGCCUAUGCUGGGACUGGUUUAUGUAAACAACCUUCGGCGAAUCUCUGAAUCUCAUGGCAAUUAUGAAGUCUCAUCUCUAUUGGCAGUGUCCUCUACAUCAGGCUUCUUUGGGAGGAUUUUCUUAGUUUUGUUUGAGGAGUACACAAGGAGAAGGUCAAUAUUAUCCAAACCAGCAUCAAUAGUGCUCAUGAUGAUUCCCAUGCCUGUAUCUUUCUUCUUGCUUAUCAACGGCAGCAAAACAGGCUUAUACAUUAGCACAGGCAUCCUAGGAGCCUGUUCAGGAGCCAUACGAGCCACAACUGCAUCCACAAUUUCCGAGCUGUUCGGGCCCCAGAAUUCAGUUGUAAACCAAAACAUUGUCCUUACAAACAUUCCCAUAGGUACUCUGCUUUUUGGUUACUUGGAUGUUAUCAAUUAUGAAACUGGUGGUGGUGGGAAUUAUGGGAUAUGCAAGGGAUUUGAAUGCCAUCAUAAAACCUUCAUCAUCUGGGGAUCCAUUUCCUCCAUUGGGACAAUUCUAAGCUUUAUUCUGCACCUUCGAACACGGAAGUUCUAUUCUUAG